CAAUGUAAAAUCUUUAAAUACAUUGGAAGAUAAGGAAGUACUUGAAAAUAAAAUUGAUAUUCUCCCUCCGCCAGCUAAGAAAAGGAGUAAAGAUGAGAAGAAGAAAGAUGUCAAGUUAAUUAAAUCUGAUAUUAAAUCAAUAUCGAAGAAUUGCACCGUGAAGGAUAAAAAGUCUGAACGUAAAAAAAUUUCUGAGAAGGAUUCGGCAAGCAAUAAGAUUUCUCCUAAAACGAAAAAAGAUUCCAAAACAAAACAAAGUCAGAAAAAGGGCAUUACGAGAAAAACGGUUCUGACAAAGAAGCCUCAUUUAUCGGUAGUUAAAAGACUGGUGGACAAGAAGAUCAAGUUAGUCAAGCCAGUAAAAGAUGAAGAAAUGAGCGAAGAUGAAGAUGCAGUCAAGAAAGUGAAGAAGAAGAGUAGUAACUUCGCUAAGAGUAAGACUUUGCAAGAGAAAAAACCAAAGCUGGCGAAACACAUGAAAGCCAAAUUGCCUCAGAAGCAUUCGAAGAUCAGUGCUGUUCUGAAAAGGGAAGACAAGUUGAAAACUAUAACGGAGAAGAUUAUGACCAAGAAGAAAAUUGAAUUGAAAGAGUUUGACCAAGUUUCGACUGAACAUAAAAAGAUCGCGAACAAAAGCGAGACUUGUCAAGGACCAGAAGUGAACAGCAUUAAAAGCGAAAUUGAAGAAGACAAGGAUUCCGAUAAGUGCAAAGAGGAGAGUCUUCAACCAAAAUUACAGGAUAAUAAGAAAGCUAUUAAAAGUGGUAACAAAAUUAGCAGCAAAGCCCCAAAGAAGACUGGGAAAACAAUAAGGGUACAAACGGAGAGCAAUAAUCAAACGUCAGUUUUAUCUGAAGAUGCAUCUACCGAAGAAUCUAAUAAGCAAUCCAAAAUUUCGGAAGAUAACGCGAAGUCUACCGCAAAUUCCAAACAGGAACAAAUCGGCGCUGAGAAUACGGUUGAAUUAAAUCUAAAGGUUGAGGCAAUGAAUGGUGAGAAUAUCAGUGGCGUUACAUCUCAAUCUGAGGAUGAUUCUGACGACGAGUACAAGAAGAGUAAGCAAAAGGAUAGUAAGAAUAAAGAGAGGGCUAACUCGCCAUCGGAUGAACGUGCGCGACGAAUGCGACUUUUUGGCUUUUGGAGUGGACCAAAACGACACAGGGUCGCAUCAUUGAAUGCCUUGGCUAAAGUUCACUGCCUCUACGAAAAUGAAACCGGCGGAGUUUAUCUUGGUGGUUUUUGCAAACCGAAACCCGAAAAGGAGAAGGAGAAAGAGAAAGAGAAACCGAAGAAAAUGAAAGAGGAAAAAGAAGAGCAGCCACGUAAAGAAAAAGAGAAAAAGGUUGAAUGCAAAACGGAGGAGAACGUCCUGAAAAGAAAACUGAGAAAUGUGCCCGGACUACGUGGCAAACAUUGGGAUAUGCCGGGGAGUUCGUCAUCUUCAUCCUCAUCCGAUGAGGACUGCGAGAAGGAAAAGAACGUUGAACCAAGCAAGAAGAAAAUAACUAAAAGGAGGAAGAGAAACGAGGAAGUAAUGGACUUGAAGGAUAUGGUUGUUUGCAAGAGGAUGGCCAGUCUUAAUGCCACUGCCAUUUUGGCUGCUUCCUACUCCGAUGAGAAAAAUCGUUGUGGUAGCAGCAGCAGCAGCAGCACCAGUGAUUCCUCCAGUGAAUCGGAAGUAGAGAUAAUUAAAAGACGUAGACAAAAUGACUCAGACGAUAAGAAGAAGUCAAGGCAAGGCUCUGAUCCGGAGGAGGCUAUUAAGCCAUCUAAGAAAGUUGUCAUCGUUAACCAGGACACUGAUGUCACUAUCACUGGUGUCUACGUCAAUCAAACUCGAUCUACUCAUCACGAAGGGUAUUGCAGUAUUGCUGGUAUGCAGUACAGGAUUAGUUCUACCAGUCAUACUCAAACUGCAGCUACCGCGGUGGCUACUGAACUUCACGAUCAGCAAAAAAUGGAACAACCUUGCAAGUCUUACACUCCGCUCGGUGCAUUAUCUUCUAUGCAGCCACCAGGUAGCCAGGGUAAUCAUCCUAACAUGUCACCUCGCAGACAUUCAGCAUUCUCGACCCCUCAACACGGGUAUUAUCAGCCGGCUGGUCCACUGAUACAGCACCCACCACCACCACCACCAACCUUACCACCCAUUAAGGGUCCACCUCCGGAACCGACACCCACGCCUCCCCAAAACUCAGAGGGUUCGGACGAUCUGGUCGCUACUUCCACAACUUCAGGAGGCACAAGCAGUACGGGUGGAGGCUUUUAUAGGACAUAUUGCCCGCAGUACUACGGCACGCCGCAGUAUCCGGAUCUGUGUUAUCCGCCGACGUAUCCUCAUCCUCACCCUCAUCCGCCGCAUUUCUACAAAUACCCGCCCACUUACAGGAGGCAAUACUAUGGCUAUCAAGAGUCCGGUGGGGGUGGUGGACCGCCGCCAGGCAGCGGUGCCACCGGAGGUGGUCCUGGAGUCGUUGAUUAUCAGCCACCUCCGCCACAGCCUGGAGAAUAUCCGCUACCCUAUUACGGGGGAUAUCCUCCGCCCCCCCAUCCGCCGCCGCCACCUCCGAAUCCGGCAUAUCUGCAUUCUCAGGGAAGACCUUUCGUAGACCCCUUUCAGGGUUGUCCAUGCCCGAUGCAAUCGUGUCCAAAAAACGUGGAUACUGGGGCCCUUAUUGGUAAUGGUAAGGGAGCGCCAGUGGUAUCGGGGCCCGGUCUGUCAUUGCCACCCAGUGCUUUGGUAGGUCCGCCCUCGCCGGCGAGGGGGCUAGCUGGGCUAGCUCCCCCUCCCGGUGCCAAUGCCUGGGAUACGGAUCGCGUCCAAAUCAACACUCAUCGCAACCUAAAUCAGAACCAACCCCCCUCGGUCCCGCCGUCACACAAUCUAGUCGGUGGGCAUAGUCGCCUUCAAAGCCAAGACUGUAGGAGUAAGGACGAACAAAAUUGUACGGAGGAUACGUUGAGGAAAUGCGGUUGUCAGAACGCGUGUACGUCCACUUGCGAGGUCAAGAUGGAAACGCUAUCGCCCACUGAGAAACUGUCCGUGACAGCGAGCUGUCCCAGCAGCAAGUAUCACAAUUUCAAAUUGGAGAACAACAAUGUCAAAUGCGAAUCCUGCAGUAUGGAGAUUGACGGGUUGCCGUGCGUCGCCAAUUGCAACGUCGUCAAGUGCGAGUCGGAUUACAAGUGCGAUAUCAUGAAGUGCGAGCAGUGCAUGAAGGAGGGACAGAUAGCGAUAUUGGAGAUGGACAAGGAUUCUGGUAUCGUGCUGGACGACAAGCUCGACGGCGAUCCUGACGUGAAGGAGGAACUGGACGUAGUGGUGAUCGACAGCGAUGAGAACUGGAAAAAGCCUGAUUACGAGCCGACCGUACAAGAGACCGUUGACGAUAAGGAGGAGGAGGAGGAAGAGAAUGAGGGCGAAAUGGAGAAGGAAGUCAUGCAGGGAUCGAUUGCGACCAAGGUCGAAGCUGAAACUGAGGAACAGCCCAAGUGCCAAAAGGUGACGAAGAGGAAGCUCUCGCUGGAUAGCUUAUCGGAUAGUAGAAAAAAGAGAAAACUUAGUAAAAGGGCUCUAUCGGUGGGCUCGUCUCAAGAUGCGAAUAACGAGGAAUCGGCCAAAGUCAUUGCACCGAUCGAGCCACUACCGAAUAAAGCUGAUAGCGUAAGAACGGAACCGACUACCUCGAAGAAAAAGCAAACGAAGAAAGACGUAGGACUUCGAGGCCAAAAACGCAAAGCGGAGGCGCCGAGUGCGAAUGAGAGCGCGACUAAAAAAGUAAAGAAUGGCAAACAGAGCAUCGUGAAUUGCUUAAAACGAACCGCCAGCGAUAUUUCGAUAAUGGAAACUAUCAACGAUGUGAUACAGCAGAGUCUACAGAUGACGCAGAGGAAAGAUCGCAAAAGCAAGAACUGUGAACGCAUCGAAAAGAAGAAGAAGAACGUCAAAGAGGAAUCAUUGCCGGCGACGAAGAAGCUCGCGAAGAAAAUCGAUCAAAUGAAGGAGCAAAUUAUUGAAAAAGUGUCAAAGGCUGUUUCAAAGAAUGGUCAAGCCAAAAGUAAGACGGACGCGAAGCCGAAACUGAAGGCUUCUCAAGAUGCUAAGGUCAAGGUUGGUAAGAGCAAGAUUGGCAAAAUCGUGGAGACAAAGGCACAGGAUAUAAAGUCAAGGUCGCAGGAUUCAAAAGCGCGGGACAGUUCGAAGAAGCGCGAUAUCUUAUCUAAGACCAAAGCGAGUGACGUCAGUGAAGAUCCGAAGAAGUCAGCCGUAAUUAAGAAGAAGCGAAAGACAGCAGUAAAGAAGGUGACAAACACCAAGAAGUCGGGCUGUAAAGUGGAGAAUUCCUCGCUUGGAAAUGAGAGUCUGACUUUAACGAGAAAAACGUUCCUGAAACCGAAGUGGAACAACGGAUGGAGUUGGGAGGGGGAGCCCUUUGAAGCCAAAGUUUAUCUAACGAAUGAAGAAACAGCCAUACGGCGAUGUUACGCGAGUAUGAAUCACGAGAGCGGUGACGUAUUGCGGCCUCGGGACUGCGUAUUGCUGAGGAGCGGUACGCGAAAGGGUGAUUUGCCGUAUGUAGCGAAGAUUGCGGCACUUUGGGAGAAUCCGGACGACGGCGAAAUGAUGUUCUCGUUGCUGUGGUACUACAGACCUGAGCACACAGAACAGGGACGGACGCCACACGAUAGCGAAGACGAGGUAUUUGCUUCGCGUCAUCGGGAUGCAAAUAGUGUCGCUUGCAUAGAAUUCCCUACUUUAAUAUUGAAAAACAUAAUUUUUUUUUCUUUUAACCAAGCAGGAUCGGAUUAUCUAUAUUGCUGCAUAUCGUUUUUAUGUUAUAGGUAUCGUAAAAACUUACGGAGGAUCGAAGAGGGCUUAGAAAAUCCUGGCUUGAUAGUUCCGCCAGGGGACCAAGUGUAUCCAAGAGAGAAUCGGCAGCCUCCUAUACCAGUACCAUCAGACAUGGUGCUUUUCUGCCGACGUGUUUACGACUAUCGCGGGAAAAAACUCGUGAAGAACCCUGGAUGACUCGAAUUCCUGUAAGAUGCAAACCGAGGAAGCUUAGGUCACACAUUGAAACUGGCCGCAGGUCUCCUUUCAAGCGUAAUUACGCUGUUGAUCGAUUUAUCUUGAUUUCGAAGGGUGACGAGAUCCAAUUGUUUUUGUAGCGAAUUAUCGAUUCCACGAACACACACACACACACACACACACACACACACACAUCCUCUACUUUUCCUACUUUCCAUCACGUUGCGUCUUACCCGUUUGCUAGAACAGUUUUCAUACAGAGAAACAUUCGAUUCUAUCCAAAAUUAUUAAGAGAAAGUGAAAAAAGUAGAUGAGUGCGCAAAUGUUUCAAAAACAAUUGGAUCCUUCUAUCUUUAUAUAUAAACGUAGGAAAAAUUUUAAAACAUUGCAUCAAGGAAGAUUCGCAGAAAAAAAAAUGGCACCUCAUGUAUAUCCUCAAGUAUACUGCAAGGCUACUUUUAUCGCGCUGCUUAUAUUAAUCGAUCUUUCUAUUCUGCUCGUCUGCGAUACCACAGAAAUCAUGAUGAAUCGUUCAUUAAUUCUGGUGAUAAAUGUUGUGUGGAAUUCAUGUCAGCGGAUCGGGCGCGAGAAAGCGCGCCGAAUAUUCGGGCCAAAACAUAUAGAUCAAUUACACGUUCCGAAUGAUAUUUUUCCAUGGAUGGCAUUAUCUGCAUGUUCCUCUCGCGGGCGAUUGCGAACUUCCGCCCCCGUGCUCUCCAUUUUCCGCCGGCACGAAUGAAAGCAACGUACAAUCUCGAUAACGUGUAUAAGAUGUUUCUAGGCGAGUUAGUGGAAUUUGACAAUUUUAUAGAGAGAAUCAUAUUUUUUGUGAGAUAGCAUUUUACACAACACUUAAAUGGAUAUUUUUCACAUAGGAGAUAACAAAUGCGCGACGCCGUAAUGUCGUGCGUUACAGCGCCUUAACUUGAAGGGAACCUACGAACAGUUUCAAAGAUAAGGAAUCAAAAACAGGGACGACAUUGCGAUUAUUUAGCGAGAACAGCGUUAUGUAUAUGUAUAAGUACUCUACCGAACUCUCCGAUUAUAUCAGGCCCGAGCGCCUGAUACGAAAGGCGAACAUCAAGCGUGUGCAACAUUACACUUCCAUUGUCCCAUAGUGUGUUUGCAUCUGUUUCGGGGACGCGACUUCUCCCCAAAAUCCGACCCGCGCACAUAUGUCAUCUUCGUAAACGUAAUCAUUGUAAUGUAAAAUGCAUUUUUACGAACAGUGCCGAAGACAAAAUUUUUCAAAACUGGAAAUGGCUUGAUUUGUAUCGAAGAAUUUAAUUUAUGCUUGCA
Mycetomoellerius zeteki is the source of this 6328-nucleotide messenger RNA. RefSeq names its product Histone gene-specific Epigenetic Repressor in late S phase. Bases 374 to 5029 code for a protein of 1551 amino acids. The transcript is spliced from 11 exons. NCBI's taxonomy places the organism in Eukaryota, Metazoa, Arthropoda, Insecta, Hymenoptera, Formicidae. Gene Ontology annotation, biological process: heterochromatin formation; negative regulation of DNA-templated transcription. Gene Ontology annotation, cellular component: chromatin silencing complex. The record is from RefSeq and is a predicted model, not a curated record. Gene Ontology annotation, molecular function: transcription cis-regulatory region binding; chromatin binding.